This is a messenger RNA of Uloborus diversus, 1214 nucleotides long. RefSeq names its product COP9 signalosome complex subunit 5-like. The transcript is spliced from 6 exons. Gene Ontology annotation, molecular function: metallopeptidase activity; deNEDDylase activity; protein binding. Gene Ontology annotation, biological process: protein deneddylation. Gene Ontology annotation, cellular component: COP9 signalosome; cytoplasm. The coding region runs from base 124 to 1122 and encodes 332 amino acids. The record is from RefSeq and is a predicted model, not a curated record. NCBI's taxonomy places the organism in Eukaryota, Metazoa, Arthropoda, Arachnida, Araneae, Uloboridae.
CUGUAACUGAUUUUGGUUUGUUUUCGUUUUCGUACUCGAAUCCAUUUUUAACAGUUUCUUUUAAUACAGAUUUGUAUGUAAUCUAUUAUUUGCGUUGUGAAUCUGAGGAACUUAUAAAAAAUCAUGGAUGCUAAUAUGGCUCAGAGAACGUGGGAAAUGGCCAACAAUAUGGAAAGUAUCCAAAGUAUUGAUGACAUUUAUUGUUACGACAAGAAAACGCAGCAAGAUAUACUCACCGCCAAACCUUGGGAUAGAGACCCCCAUUUCUUCAAAGAUAUUAAAAUUUCUGCUCUUGCUUUGCUGAAAAUGGUAAUGCAUGCACGUUCUGGUGGCACUUUAGAAGUUAUGGGUAUGCUUAUUGGCAAAGUGGACGUUACAACAAUGAUUGUUAUGGAUUCUUUUGCAUUGCCUGUUGAAGGUACUGAAACGAGAGUGAAUGCUCAGGCACAAGCAUAUGAGUACAUGGCAGCUUAUACAGAAAGUGCAAAGCAGGUUGGACGAUUGGAAAAUGUCAUUGGUUGGUAUCAUAGUCAUCCUGGGUAUGGUUGUUGGCUAUCUGGUAUUGAUGUUAGUACUCAGAUGUUAAACCAGCAGUUUCAGGAGCCUUUUGUGGCAAUAGUGAUUGAUCCAGUUCGAACAAUUUCAGCUGGCAAAGUGAACUUGGGUGCUUUUCGAACCUAUCCUAAAGGAUUUAAACCACCUGAUGAAGGGCCAUCAGAAUAUCAAACCAUUCCAUUGAACAAAAUAGAAGAUUUUGGAGUACAUUGUAAACAGUAUUACUCUUUGGAUGUUUCUUACUUUAAAUCCAAGCUAGAUCGCAGACUUCUAGAUUCUUUAUGGAAUAAAUACUGGGUCAAUACUCUUAGUUCAUCCAGCUUACUUACAAAUGCUGAGUACACAACUGGCCAAGUAUCUGAUUUAUCUGAUAAACUUGAACAAUCUGAAUCUCAGCUUGGACGUUGUGGUUUUGUUUUGGGAAUGGAUCCUCAUGAGAAAAAAACAGAAGAUAAACUUGCCAAAGCUACCAAAGAUAGUUGUAAAAUAACUAUUGAAGUUAUUCAUGGACUAAUGUCUCAAAUAAUUAAAGAUCGUCUUUUCAAUCAAGUGAAUCGCAAAUUCUAAUUGGUGAUAUUAUAAUUAAUUCCUUUGCUUGAGAUGUUAUUUUGUAUACCUCACUCAUUGCUUUUUAUUCAAUAAAAAAUUUGUGUCAACUU